AUGAGCGAGGCCGACGCGACCACCCAGCCCACCGAGGCAGUCCAGGCCCCCGAGGCCGUCGAGGUCGUCGAGGACAAGGCCCAGCAGGAGGAGAAGGCUCAGACAGCCGAGGACGCAGCCGAGCCCGCCAAGGAUGAGCCCGCCAGCGAGGAGCCUGCUGGCGAGACGCCCGCCGCCACCACUGGCAAGAAUAUCAUCAAGACGACGGCCAAGAUCGACCAGGAAAACCCCCGCAACAACGUCAAGUUCGACGCCAGCACCCGCAAGGAUGUCGAUGACCCCGCGGCCAUCCGCAAGCAGGUCGAGUUCUACUUUGGAGACUGGAACUUCCCGCAGGAUAAGUUCAUGUGGGAGUCGUGUGAGGGAACGGCCAACAAGCCGAUGCCCAUCUCCAAGAUUCACUCGUUCAAGCGCAUGCGCGUUUUCCAGCCCUACAGCGCCGUGGUCGCGGCGCUGCGCGAGAGCAAGUUCCUCGAGGUGUCGGGCGAGGAAGGCGAGGAGGUGAUCAAGCGCAAGGUGCCCUACAAGCCCAUGGCUGAGAGCCGCGCCAAGGCGGAGGCCGCUACCGUCUAUGUCAAGGGCUUCGGCGACGAGAACCCUGACACGCAGUUCGACCUCGAGAGCUUCUUCGCCCAGUACGGCGAGAUCAAGGGUCUGAAGCUGCGCCGCACGCCCGAGGGUCUGUUCAAGGGGUCCGUCUUUGUGACCUUCCCCGAUGAGGACGAGGCCAAGAAGUUUGUCGCGUUGGAGCCGGCGCCCAAGUACAAGGAGCACGACCUGAAGAUCAUGACCAAGAAGGACUACUGCGACGAGAAGAGCGAGAUGAUCCGCCAGGGCAAGCUGGAGCCCAGCUCUACCAGCUCCAAGAGGUUCUUCGAGGGCCGUGAUCCCAGCGCCAAGAAGGGCCACCGGGGCAAGGACAACGCCGGGCCGCGCGACCGGGACGACUGGAAGAAGCGUCGCGACCACGACCAGAAGCACGGCUUCCAAGGCGGGCGGGGCGGACGCGGUCGGGGCCGGGGUGGCAGGGGCCGGGGUGGGUUCGGCCGUGGCGGCCGCGACAACGGCGGCAGAGACCGCGAUCGCCGGGACGGCAAGGGCGAGGAGCGCCGAGGCGACUUCAAGGAUGCCAAGCCGCGCAUCCAGUCGACGAGCGAGGACGCGCCGGCGGCCAACGGCAAGCGGGCGCGCGACGACGAGGGGGGCGCCGCCGAGGGCGCACCGGCUGCCAAGAAGGUGGACAGCAAGGAGACGGCCGCGGCGCCGGCUUCGUGA
Purpureocillium lilacinum is the source of this 1275-nucleotide messenger RNA. RefSeq lists its product as uncharacterized. Gene Ontology annotation, biological process: RNA processing. Gene Ontology annotation, cellular component: ribonucleoprotein complex; nucleus. NCBI's taxonomy places the organism in Eukaryota, Fungi, Ascomycota, Sordariomycetes, Hypocreales, Ophiocordycipitaceae. The record is from RefSeq and is a predicted model, not a curated record. Gene Ontology annotation, molecular function: RNA binding.